Messenger RNA from Metarhizium brunneum ARSEF 3297, 1113 nucleotides. RefSeq names its product Cysteine synthase 1 (gene cys-17). The record is from RefSeq and is a predicted model, not a curated record. NCBI's taxonomy places the organism in Eukaryota, Fungi, Ascomycota, Sordariomycetes, Hypocreales, Clavicipitaceae. Gene Ontology annotation, cellular component: cytoplasm.
AUGUUUCGACGCAGCGCUGUACGGCUAGCUGUUGCGGCGGCCAAAGCUGCCGAGCCGAGUGCUCACACGCUUGCCGUGUCCAAGGCCCAAGGCAUCUCCAAGGGCCUGACUGGCGCCAUCGGAAACACCCCCCUCAUCCGCCUCAACAGGCUCUCCGAAGAGACGGGCUGCGAGAUCCUGGGCAAGGCCGAGUUCAUGAACCCGGGGGGCUCGGUCAAGGACCGCGCAGCCCUGUACGUGGUCAAGGACGCCGAGGAGCGCGGGCUCCUGGGCCCGGGGGGCACCGUGGUCGAGGGCACCGCCGGCAACACGGGCAUCGGGCUCGCGCACGUCUGCCGCUCCCGCGGGUACCGCCUCGUCAUCUACAUGCCCGACACGCAGUCGCAGGGCAAGAUCGACCUGCUGCGCCUCCUGGGCGCCGAGGUGCACCCCGUGCCGGCCGUGGCCUUUGACAACCCGGACAACUACAACCACCGGGCGAGGCGGCACGCCGAGGCCCUCGACAACGCUGUGUGGACGAACCAGUUUGACAACACGGCCAACCGGCGCGCACACAUUGAGACGACGGGGCCUGAGAUCUGGGCCCAGACGGCGGGGGGCGUGGACGCGUUUACCUGCGCGACGGGCACGGCGGGCACCCUCGCCGGUAUCACGCGGUACUUGAAGGACGUGUCGGGGGGUAGGGUGAGGAGCUACCUGGCCGACCCGCCGGGGAGCGUGUUGCACUCGUACAUUAGCUCGGGGGGGAAGUUGGUUGAGAGGUCUGGGUCGAGUAUCACGGAGGGCAUUGGGCAGGGACGCAUCACGGAUAACUUGAAGCCGGACAUUGACUUGCUGGACGGGUCGCUGCAUGUUUCGGACGACAAGAGCAUCGAGAUGGUGUACAGGUGCUUGGAUGAGGAGGGCAUCUAUCUGGGUGCCAGCUCGGCGCUCAACGUGGCCGCGGCCAAGGAGGUUGCGGAGAAGCUGGGCAAGGGCCACACGGUUGUCACCAUGUUGUGUGACGGCGCGUAUCGGUAUGCGGACCGUCUGUUCUCCAGGAAGUGGUUGGCGGAGAAGAAGCUGCUCGGUGCUAUUCCAAAGCACCUCGAAAAGUAUAUUGUUUUGCCGUAG